GCUGGGCCGGGAGGAUGCGCGAGUACACGGAGAAGAAGGAAACAUGUGGGACCAUCUGCCUCAAGUACCUGCUCUUCAUCUUCAACUUCUUUUUCUGGCUGGCUGGUGGGGCCGUGAUGGCAGUGGGCACCUGGACCCUGGCUGAGAAGAGUGACUACAUCAGCCUGCUCUCCUCCAGCACGUACUCGGCCAGCGCCUACAUCCUGGUGGUGGCCGGGGUGGUUGUCAUGGUCACUGGCAUCCUUGGCUGCUGUGCCACCUUCAAAGAGCGCCGCAACCUGCUGAGAGUGUACUUCAUAUUGUUGCUGUGCAUCUUUCUGCUGGAGAUCAUUGCUGGAAUCCUGGCCUAUAUCUACUACCAGCAGCUGAGCAUGGAGCUGAAGCAGAACCUGAAGAACACCAUGACCCAGAAGUACAGGCAGGCGGGACAGGAGAGCGUCACCAGCGCCGUGGACAAGCUGCAGCAGGAGUUCAAGUGCUGUGGGAGCAACAACUACACAGACUGGGCCGACAGCCUGUGGAUCAGGUCUCCAGAGGCUGGGACAAGGAAGGUCCCAGACAGCUGCUGUAAGACAAUAACUGACCUGUGUGGCCGAAGAGACCAUCCUUCCAACAUCUACAAGGAGAGCGGCUGCAUUACCAAGCUGGAAAACUUCAUUCAAGAGCACCUGAAAAUCAUCGGGGCGGUGGGGAUCAGCAUUGCUUGUGUGCAGAUCUUUGGGAUGAUUUUCACCUGCUGCCUGUACCGGAGUUUAAAGGCAGAGCCCUACUAG
Molecule: messenger RNA, 773 nt
Organism: Merops nubicus (carmine bee-eater)
Lineage: Eukaryota; Metazoa; Chordata; Aves; Coraciiformes; Meropidae
Gene: CD151
Product: CD151 molecule (Raph blood group)
Exons: 7
Coding region: 15-773 (252 amino acids)
Cellular component (GO): membrane
Source: RefSeq, a predicted model, not a curated record